AUGGCAAAGAGACCUGGGCGCCGUAGUAGCCGGCAAAUUUCUCCAGGGACACGCAGUUUAGAAACGAGGGACGAUAUACCUAAGAGUGAUGUGGAUGCAUUUGAUGCAUCACGCGAUGAAAUUCUUCUAGAUGACAAUGCGGAAGAGGAUCCGAGACUAGAUGAAUUUGACGGCGACACGCAAGAAGUGCUCGGAAUGAAUUUGGACGACGAGGACGAUGAUAGUAACGAUGAAAGUGACCAUAAUGUCGGGGAUGAACAAGACGAUGAGAAAGAGGAAGAUGAUGACCUUGGUCGAUACAGGACGAUGAUUUUGCCUUCAUCCGUGACUGAAUCAAGCUUGCGAAGACGGGCUGCUCGCGAUGAUGCUCACAAAGAGCAGGAAGAAGAAGACAUACUAGAUAACGAUGGAGAUGAUGAUGAGAAUGAAUAUCUAGGAUGGGGUAAGGACAAGCGGUCCUAUUACAGCAGCAAUACUAUGGAAGAUUUUGAGUCGGAUUCUGAAGUUGACGAAGAGAAGGCGCACGAAUUGGAAACAAACGAGGCGGUCCGACUUCAGCGCAUGAGCCGUUCAGGAAUGCACGAUGAAGACUUUGGGCUUGAUUCGAUUCAUGCGGAGGAAGCUCAGGUUGCUGCAGACGAACAAAGCGAAGCUGCAAGGGUUAAGAGACGACAUGAAUUCGAUAUGGACAGUGGUGCAGAAUCAAAGGCGCAGUCUAUGCAGCGGCCUGAUGAACUGCUUGCAUCAUUACAAGUCCGUGCACCGAUUGUAUUGGCGCUGAUUGACGAAUACAAUGAUGCCUUGCAUCAACUGAAAGAAGAGUGUAAGACUGUUGAUGCCAUGUCACAACAUGGCGAGACACAGAUUGUGGAAAUUGCACAUUUAUAUAUUCAGUCACUGUCCUCAUACACCAUGUUACUGGCAUUUUUCUUCCAGCUUGCAUCCUCACCCAACAUGCUUGCUGAUCCCAGUGCUCUUCUAGCUCAUCCAGUUAUCGAGCGUUUGUCGCAGCUUAAGCAGGCGCUUGUCGAGAUGAAAAACCUUGGGCUUUUUGAGCCGCACUUGGAGGAAGCAGAUGUGGAUGAUUCAAAUCGUGUAAUGGGUAAACCCACAGAGGAAGAUGCGGCUUAUGAAGAGCUGGGCGAUCUGGAGCCGAAUGAAUUACAGGAUUUGAUUUUCGAUGAAAAAGAAAAUCAAGCCGAAUCUCAGAGACAAAGCCAGCGCUCCGUCUCAGCUUCUGCAACAAAGCCUGCAAGGGGAUCGUCCUCGGAGAUGUCGAAGAAGACGAAAAAGCAGUCGAGUCCACGUGCGUCUGUGCCAACCCAACCCACUGUGCUGGCUGAUGUCGCAGACGUAGAUGUGAAAGACGAUGACGGCUUUCCUCAACUUCAGCGUGCGAAACGACCAUCGAGCCACCAGGUGCUUGAAAGUGAGGACGCAUUUGGUGAACCGUCGCAAAUGAGAGAUGCCGAGCUGCAUGACAAAGCACAGCGGAAACGUGCCGUGCAAUUCCAUGCGACAGGGCUCGAGGCGAAACCAACAACGUCGUCAACAAAGAAGACAUUGUUGGAAGGCGAUGCAGAUAUUCCUUACCGAGACAAGAAACAGAUUCGGGAUGCCGUAUCUACCGCCAAAGCGAAUCGGCUUGCUAAAGGGAUGGAAAAAGCUGAUACGUCUCUUUCUGAAACUGAUUGGGGCGAAAGCGACUGGCGAACACGGGACGAAGUUAUGAGGGACGAUGCCGUUCGUGGUGAGGACGAGGACGAUGAAACUGAUGGAGACGACUCAGAGUCAGGCAAGAGCAAUGGCGCAGCGGCAUAUUAUGAUCUUGUGUCAAGUCGCAAGCGCGCACGGAAAGCUGAAAAGAAGGACGAAUACGAUCGCCAGCGACUCGCGAAUCGUGUCUAUGACGAUGAUGUCCUUGGCCCCGGCGAGCAUCGCUCAAUCGACUAUGCGAUCGAAAAGAACAAGGGUCUCACAGCAAACCGGCCCAACAGUGUGCGUAAUCCAAGAGUGAAGAGACGGUUGCGGUAUGACCGAGCCAAGAAGCGCUUGUCUAGCACACGCGCCGUGUAUAAGGGAGGACAGAGUGCGCUGCAGGGUGGCUACGCAGGAGAAAAAUCAGGCAUCUCUACGAACCUGGUCAAGAGCCGCAAGCUUGGGGGCUAG
Malassezia globosa CBS 7966 is the source of this 2169-nucleotide messenger RNA. RefSeq lists its product as uncharacterized. The transcript has 2 exons. The record is from RefSeq and is a predicted model, not a curated record. Gene Ontology annotation, cellular component: nucleolus; small-subunit processome. Gene Ontology annotation, biological process: maturation of SSU-rRNA from tricistronic rRNA transcript (SSU-rRNA, 5.8S rRNA, LSU-rRNA). Bases 1 to 2169 code for a protein of 722 amino acids. NCBI's taxonomy places the organism in Eukaryota, Fungi, Basidiomycota, Malasseziomycetes, Malasseziales, Malasseziaceae.